Molecule: messenger RNA, 195 nt
Organism: Protopolystoma xenopodis
Lineage: Eukaryota; Metazoa; Platyhelminthes; Monogenea; Polystomatidea; Polystomatidae
Source: the annotation of a GenBank genome assembly
AUGACUUCACUUGUUUCUUUGACGACUUCAUAUCUUGCUGCGGAGAUUGGCAAACUCAUUGAUGAUGCCGACUACGAUGCCGAAGAAACGUUUGAGAAUGUACCAAGUCUACUGUCGAGCAACUACUAUGGCAGACGGUUUCGUACUAGGUGCGUUCUACUAAGUCUCCCUGUCAGCAAGACCAAGUUGCGGUAA